GUCGAAUUGGGGCAUUGGGCUUCAGUUUUGGGCUUUUGAGAAGCUUCGGGUUUGGGCUUUUAGGAAUGCGACCCGGUUUUAUACCCAAUCCCCUCGAAGCAAACCAGUUCGCGCGCUCUAUUUCUCACUGGCUCUCUCUAUUUCUCUCUCUGACUCCGAAAUUGCAAAUUGAAGAAGAAAAUGAGUAACGAGUUGGACGCGUUGUUCUGCGAUGAGGUUCUUCCCAGCCUAACGAACGCCGAUGGAGGCUCCGGUUCCUCCUCCGGCUCUGAUAAGGAGGAUACCGAUGUGGAUGUGGAGGACGAUGUAGAGUCUGGAAUUGCUGAAUCUGAGGUCGAGGUCGAUGAUGAGGACGUUUUGGAUUUGCUUUAUGGCGAUCUUGAGGUCUCAGCACGUUCCGAGUUCACUGAAUCUGCUAAUGAGGCUCGUAUGCGCCUAGUUUUGUCCCUCGCUGAAGAGGCCGAGGCUGGUGUAGCUGAGGCCAUCAGUCAUCUGUUGAUGGAGAUUGCGGAAGCCCCUGAGGUUCCAGAUUUCUUGCCUUCAGGACCUAGUGCUACUGAGCUGGGAUACGAGGUUGUUGCUAUUCGGUUUAGUGAGGAUUUGGAAAGCUGGGAACCUGAUCAUGUAUAUGAGGUUCUGGAGGGAGAGGAGGACAUCAUUGGACAGGCCCAUGAGGAUGAGGGGGACAACAUUUUCAUGGAUAUCGGCGAUGUUUUUGAUUGCUGGGCCUAG
Messenger RNA from Fragaria vesca subsp. vesca, 732 nucleotides. RefSeq lists its product as uncharacterized. Lineage: Eukaryota; Viridiplantae; Streptophyta; Magnoliopsida; Rosales; Rosaceae. The record is from RefSeq and is a predicted model, not a curated record. Bases 181 to 732 code for a protein of 183 amino acids. The transcript has 5 exons.